AUGGCCCAACCGCAACAAGCAUCACCAGAAUUAACCACCCUCACGACCCUCCCACCAGAAGUCCUCCUCAACAUCUUCGCAUACCUAGAAGUCCCCGACCUCCUCCAAACCAGCCGGACGUGCCACCAACUACGCACGCUGGCAUGCGACCCAUUACUGCACCUGACCCGCCUACACUCAGCCUCACAAACACUAUCCUACCUCCUGGCCCGCCGCGCCUCCAAAUCAUCUAUCAGCCCACCAUCGUCAUGGAUCUGCCUAAGCAAGACGAACGUGCUGUCGCGGCAGAUUUCGAAAUCCCUGAUUCGCAUCCGCCUCUCCCACAACCUGGAGCACCGCCCGAGUCCCGCUGAGCUGGUCGAACGCGCCAUCUUGCUGCCUGUCUGUGGAAGCAGUUACUCCAGCCCUGUCUCGCCCGCGCUCAUUCAGUCCCAUCAGGCUGUUCAGCGGAGAAGCCUCCGCGAUCGCCUCGCCCGCAAACUCCAGCGUCGGCCCAGUGUUGCUAGCCUCGUCGACCUCAAUAUCAUCCCCGCGGAGUGUGUGCGCGCAACGACCAAUUCAUCCAGGUCGACAACAUCCUACUCCACGGCAGCCAAGUGCACCAACUGCUGCACCACUUCUUCUUCGCCUUCGUCUCCCUGUACAACCCUGCACUCAGGAUCCCAACCCCACCACCCCCAUCCCCAAUCAACCUCCGUCAUAGUUUCGCCCGCAAUCGUCCUCACGCGCCGCAAUGUAAUCCGUGAGACGCUCAAAGACGGGCUGCGCGCUUGGGUCGAGGGACGCGGCCUGCAAGCCCAGAAGCGCAAGGCAGACGAACUCGACGCCGCCGAGCGCGCCAACGUCAAGACCCUUGUGCGCCGCUUCGCCGCCCGCAAGCUCGCCGCUGACGCUGAGCUGGAUUGGGUGCGCGAGAGGAGAAGAAGGCGUGCCGCCGCGGCUGCUUCUGGAUCUGGAGUUGGAACUUCUGUUUCGCAGAAGCAAUGUGCGCUCCCGCCGGAAUCGCGGCAGCGCUGCUGGGGCCGCGAAGCCGAGAUGGCGAAGGCGAAGGAUCGGGAGAGGAGGGAGAGGUUGCGCCAUGAUCACGACCAUAAUCAUGAUCAUCCUGGCGCCGGUGGCAAUGACGGCGGUCGUGCGGAUGCCGGUGGUGGUGGUGGUGGUGGUGGUAUUGGUGAGGGUGUCGAUCAUCCCUAUUGUUGCAGCGUUUGCCCGCAGCCAACCCGUGCGCAUGUCCUGGGUCUCAAGCGGUUCUGGGAGGGUGUCAUUAGGGCCGCGGCUGCUGGUUGA
Messenger RNA from Exophiala aquamarina CBS 119918, 1287 nucleotides. RefSeq lists its product as uncharacterized. The transcript has a single exon. Gene Ontology annotation, molecular function: protein binding. Bases 1 to 1287 code for a protein of 428 amino acids. Lineage: Eukaryota; Fungi; Ascomycota; Eurotiomycetes; Chaetothyriales; Herpotrichiellaceae. The record is from RefSeq and is a predicted model, not a curated record.